Lodderomyces theae is the source of this 1458-nucleotide messenger RNA. RefSeq lists its product as uncharacterized. The record is from RefSeq and is a predicted model, not a curated record. Bases 1 to 1458 code for a protein of 485 amino acids. NCBI's taxonomy places the organism in Eukaryota, Fungi, Ascomycota, Pichiomycetes, Serinales, Debaryomycetaceae. The transcript has a single exon.
AUGUCUUCACUGCAUGACUUGAGAGGAAGUGAGAGAUCCCAACACCGCCAAAAAUCAACCAGUGACUCAAACAUCCUGCCACUGUUGAGAGGAAUAGCUCACAACUCGUCCAAGGCUGACCAGCAUGCGUCAAUUGACUACCAAGGGUUGGCAGCUGAGUCUGCAGCUACUGCGUCUGCUGCGGUGGCUGCUUUGGGACACAGACAGCCUCAUCAUGAGCAGAAUCAUACUGAUCAGCAAAGCCAACACCAACAACAUCUUCAGCUCCAACAGCAGCAACAGCUCCAACAGCAGCAACAGCAACAAAAAUUUGCACUGGGUUUGAAACUGGCCGAGGCUGAGGUAACAACGCCCACAACGGAUGCCGAAUCCGUGUCCGAGUUGGACAAUUCUACCUUGUCUGAAGCUCUAGCUCAUCUCAACAAUGUCAAAAACCCACAUAGAAUAAAAUUAUCCAACCAGGAUGUGAAAUUGAUUUUGUACUUGAUUGUUGAAAUCAAACCUUUUAAAUACGUUGGUAAUCGUGCAUUGAGUCAAAGCAAGAAAUGGGAAAUUAUACAAAACAAGUACUAUGAUUUAAAAUUUAGAGAAAACAACGACACAAAUUUCAUCAUCCCCACUGUUCGUACUUUACAGCGUCAACUAGCUGGUGCGUUGAAGAAAGCAAGACAGCAAAGGAGUAAAACAAAAGCAGCAGGUGGCGACCCCACCACUCACCAAAUUCCACAAACUUUACCAGAGAUUGAUGCAGACGAUUAUUACAAUUUCAGACACAUUUCUCCUAAUAGUCCGCAAGAUGAGUUGGAGAGCGCAUUGCUUGAUUUGCAUGAGUUAAGCGAAAAGAUAAAGGAAUUGAAAUCUCAAAGCAACAGCCUUGUCAAAGUCAAUUAUCAAGCGCGCACUAAACAGUCAGCCGGAACUGCAUCACACGACGAAGAUGGAUUUCAAGUCGCAAAGGGUGAUGGUGCUGACUCACUCGACGAUGGAAAGAGAGCCUAUAAGCGUGCUGCUGCACCUAAAUCAUCAGCACAUGCGGUAUCAUCUCAAGGCGAGAUAACAACUCAUUAUAUUGACGAUUUUGCCAACGCAACUUCUCAUUUAGAAGAGAUCCUGAGUGUAUUGAGCGACCGUAUUCUCAACUUGAAGAAAGAACUCGAGAAUGACCCAACCAUUUCACCAAAGCACAAGGAAGCGUUUGAGUUGUUAGAAUCGGUUGUCCGUCACACGAAUGAUAUGCGAACCACACUUGUCCAGCAAAAUGAGAUGUUUAGCAAACAAGUGAAUGCGUUGAUCACUAAACAUGCGGCUAAAGUUGAACGUGUUCGAUCUUUUUACAAUGCUAAGCAAUUGGAGUUGGUGGAAAAUAUUACCGAUUCGUUUAAAGAGGAUUUCAAACUGACCGGCCAAUCAAGUAGUAUUCUCGAAAAACUUGAUUCUAUUAAAGAAUUGCUCAAGUAA